Messenger RNA from Scophthalmus maximus (turbot), 3365 nucleotides. RefSeq names its product ttk protein kinase (gene ttk). Bases 101 to 3121 code for a protein of 1006 amino acids. NCBI's taxonomy places the organism in Eukaryota, Metazoa, Chordata, Actinopteri, Pleuronectiformes, Scophthalmidae. Gene Ontology annotation, cellular component: nucleus; spindle; kinetochore. Gene Ontology annotation, molecular function: protein serine/threonine kinase activity; protein serine/threonine/tyrosine kinase activity; protein binding. The transcript has 25 exons. Gene Ontology annotation, biological process: mitotic spindle assembly checkpoint signaling; peptidyl-serine phosphorylation; meiotic spindle assembly checkpoint signaling. The record is from RefSeq and is a predicted model, not a curated record.
CUUGGCGUGGGCGGAAGUGGCAUAUUUGAAAACUGGCAGUUGAAGUCGAGUCUUUUUUAUUUCGUUCCCCACUAAAGGAGUUAAUGACAGCGUAAACACGAUGGAGGAAGAGGAGCACACGGACAGAAAGCAGCAGCUUGCCUUGCUUUAUCAGAAGCUCAACAAAAUAAAAAAAUACCUCAAUGAAGACGACACAGACAACAUCAACCAGGUCAUCGGCUCGAACUCGCCUGAAUCUUGUCUCUCAUAUUUGAUGGACCUGGAGAAGAAAGGGGACCCUCAGGUGAACCGCAACCACCUCGUCAGACUCGUCGACUUUUACACCAGAGUGUUCUCCAAUAUGCCGCUGGGCAGACACUGUCAGAACGAGAGCUACGCCAGGAUGCUGGUCAGGUUUGCAGAGCUGAAAGCGAUUCAAGAUGUCAAUGAGGCAGAAGCCAACUUCAACGUAGCAAGAUCUCACAGCCAGACCUUUGCGUUUGUCCACAUUGCUCAUGCAAAAUUUGAGCAUUCUCAAGGCAACACAAAGAGAGGCAUUUACAUUUUGCAAAAUGCUAUUGAACUGGGUGCCAAACCAAGGGAACUGCUGGAGGCUGCCUUGCAAAGCAUGCAGACGGGGAAAACAGUCCUCUGUUCAGACGAUAAGGAAAAUGUUCCACUAUUGCCCAAAAGUAACGUUCAAGAUUCUGUCAAAAAAGGCUCAGAAUUCCAAAAAGUGAGCAGAGUGUCGGACGGGACGGGCGACUUACAGCUCUCCAGUAUUUUUGGUUUGGGGACCGAGUCGCUCGGUGGAUCAGCAGAUGACCAACUGCCAGGCUGGAGAUCUGGAUCUCAGCCGAAGAGAACAGCUGGCAUGCUAGGGAGAAUUCCCGUGGUUCCGUUCUCUAUCCCAGAGGACGAUGAUGGCGACUACAUCCACAAACCCUCUAAGAGAAGUGAUGCGUCAAUCCCCACUAGCUUGUCCAGGCAAGCAUCUGGUUCGAGCAUGAGCUCAUUGUUUGGGCAGUCAUCUUCAAAGAAAAAAGCUGUUGAUGGUGAUCUUCAUGUGAGUCCACCAGCUUUCAGUCCAGAACACUGCCCUUGGGAGGACCAGGCGGCUAUGGACUCUACCACCACACUCCUUCAUGGACACAACACACAGGACGCCUCAAGAAUGGAAGACGUAACUUACAGUUUCGACCAGGUCGUCAAAACAAAUUCCCCCGAAUCAUGUUGGACAUAUCUGACGAAUCUGGAGAAAAGGGGCAACCCGCACGCAGACAUCAGCCUCCUCAACAAACUCAAGGACUGUUAUUCCAAAAUCUUCUCCAGGCUGCCAAUCAGACAGUACAGCAAAAACGCCUGCUAUGCCAGAAUACUGGUCAGAUAUGCAGAACUCAAGGGGAUUGAAGACACAGAUGAAGCACAGGACCACUUCAUAGUUGCGAGAUCCAACUGCAAAGGAUUUGCCUUCGUCCAUAUAGCACAUGCCCAGUUUGAGGUCUUGCAAGGUAAUGUGAGCAAAGCAUCGUCAAUUCUGCACAAAGCCCAGGCGUUGAAUGCCAGGCCUGCUGAGCUGCUGGAGGUGGCCAUACGGAACCUCAAAGCUGGGGAGAAGCUGCUGGUGCCCACUAAGGAGGAGGAGCAUCACCCCACAGGCAGAGAUUUGCAGACAGUUGUUCCAGUAAGCGUUUUUACUCACGGUGGAAACCAGGAACUUCAUCUUCCCGCUCGGGUCCCGGUGAACCGCUCAGCUGAACGCGCUAAACCUGCCGGCAAAGAGCCCUCGUCCGAGUGGAAGAUGCCGACUCCUGUUAACCGGCACGUUUCUCCGGAGGAUAAACGUACAACUCCGCCUGACCCCAGACCUGUUCCCCGUGUGCUGGAGUCGCUCCCCACUCCAUCCCUCCAACCUCCACCCAGACCGAACCCACAGACGGUCUGCCAGACACCGAACAGCUACAGAAACCCUGGUGCUAGCAGCUUUAUUACUCCUGUUGUGAAGAGAGGUCGCGAGGUGUUUUCCUCUGCAGUAGCAGCACACAGAGCUGGACCUGCUCAGCAGCCGUGCACACCUCUGAACCAAGCCUCCUGUUUUCAGACUCCACAGGCUUCGAUCACUGCGCUGUCGAAUGAAUCCAUUACCAUCAAAGGGAAGCAGUUCUUCAUCCUCAAGAUGAUUGGACGAGGUGGAUCAAGCAAGGUCUACCAGGUCCUGGAUCACAAAAAGCAGCUGUUUGCUGUGAAAUACGUCGACCUCGAGGAGGCCGAUACUCAGACGAUAGAAAGUUAUAAAAAUGAGAUCGAGCAUCUGAACCACCUGCAGCAGUACAGCGAUCAAAUCAUAAAGCUCUAUGACUAUGAAAUGACCAACAGCUACAUCAUCAUGCUGAUGGAGUGCGGGAACUUGGAUCUGAACACUUGGUUGCGAAACCGCAAGACGGUGAAUCCGCUGGAGAGGAAGUUCUACUGGAAGAACAUGCUGGAGGCCGUGCACACCAUUCACAAACAUGGAAUAGUCCACAGUGAUUUGAAGCCGGCUAACUUUGUCAUAGUGAAUGCGUCGCUGAAGUUGAUCGACUUUGGCAUCGCAAACCAGAUCCAGCCUGAUGUGACGAGCAUCAUGAAGGAUUCACAGGUAGGCACCCUUAACUAUAUGCCUCCCGAAGCCAUUAAAGACACGUCAUCCCAGCCAGGAAAAGCACGCUCAAAGAUCAGCCCCAAAGGUGACGUGUGGUCCCUCGGAUGUAUCCUGUACUGCAUGACCUAUGGGAAGACUCCAUUCCAAAGCAUCACCAAUCAGAUCACCAAGCUGCACGCCAUCAUCGAUACUACCCACAAGAUUGAGUUUCCUGACAUCUCGGAGAAGGAUCUGCUGGAUGUGUUGAAGAGGUGCUUGGUACGAAACCCCAGAGAGCGAAUCUCUAUUGCAGAGCUGCUGGAACAUUCAUACCUGCAGCUUAAGCCACAAGUAUCACCUGAACCAGAAGGUCCAUGUAACAGUGAUCUGAAGAGGAUCCUCACAGACCUCGCUGCUCUCCAGUCUCCAAACAGCAUCAUACGAGCUGCAAACAAUCUGGCCAGAAUGUGCAGCAGUGGCAGAAAGUUGGACGUUGCCGAGUGUGCGAAGUCGUCAACCUGACCGUCCUGGAACAUAUGAUGGAUAUUUAUAUAUUUCCUUUCUACUCUUUCUUUUUCUCUCCUGUCACCACUGUACAUACUCGGUACAGAAACACUAUUUUCUGUCGUAGGAACCAGCUAAUCUAUAUUUGUACAUUUGUUUCCUUGAAACAAAAUAUAUUGCAUGUUUUUCUUUCUUGUUUACGUAUGUUCCCUGAUAAUAAAUGUCAGGAAACAGCAUAGUCAGAUAAACAUACUGUACCCUU